Molecule: messenger RNA, 940 nt
Organism: Diabrotica virgifera virgifera (western corn rootworm)
Lineage: Eukaryota; Metazoa; Arthropoda; Insecta; Coleoptera; Chrysomelidae
Product: probable low affinity copper uptake protein 2
Exons: 3
Coding region: 188-853 (221 amino acids)
Biological process (GO): intracellular copper ion homeostasis; copper ion transmembrane transport
Cellular component (GO): plasma membrane
Molecular function (GO): copper ion transmembrane transporter activity
Source: RefSeq, a predicted model, not a curated record
UUUAUUUAGGUCCACUAUGGUCAGUUUCUUGAAGUGUUUUUGUUUAUUUUUCAACUAUCAGCUGUUAUCAACUUAAUCUGUCAAUUAUUAUUACAUUAACUUAAAAAUUAUUAACAUAUUAACGAAUUGCUUCUUGGAGUAAACAUAUCCUCUAGAUUUGUUAAAAGUUGUUCAAAAUUGUUUAAUUAUGUUAGAAUAUUUUUAUUGGGGGGUCAAAGUAGAUCACCUGCUAUUUAAAGGAUUCGCAUCUCAUUCCGUUGGGGGACUAAUAGGACAAUGUUUAUUUGUUGGAAGUAUGGCUUUUCUGUUCGAGUUUCUAAGGUAUAUCCAAACCAAGCAAAAACAGAAGGAGCUCAUACUGAGGGUGAAACAGUUGAAGCUAAUCUGUACUACUGAGUGUUCAGCACUAAUUACCCAGAGCGUAGCUAAUCCGCAGAACCCCUUAAACAUAACCCUCUUUGACAGAGCUCUUCUGUUCGGUAUGGAGAUAUCUCUGUGGUUGCUGCUUCAAAAUAUAGGAUAUUUUAUCAUGUUAGCUGUAAUGGUAUAUAACGCAUGGUUUCUGGUCUCGGCAGUUAUAGGAGGAGCAUUAGGUUAUUUCGUUUUUGGACAAAUGUUUAUGAAACUUAACUUACAGAACUGUCAUAUAAUGCGAAGUGCUUAUUGCGGCCAAAUUUGCGGAGAGCCUUCAGCAAGAAAUUUUGGAACUUUUGUAGAUACCUUGAACCAGAUUGAGGGAGAGUCAACACCAGCAGCUAAAACUCCAUCUUCGUCCCACAACAGCCUUGAAUGUGCACACAACAGUAAUGCACCUGAACCUGAAGCAGUUCAAGUUCGUGCCCAAUGCCACUGAGAUUAUAUUUAUAUAUAAAAUGUAAUAUAUUAUUAUAAUGUAAAUAAUGUACAUAUAGGAAACUGAUAAAGCAAUUAAAAACUCAAA